This is a messenger RNA of Exophiala bonariae, 1326 nucleotides long. RefSeq lists its product as uncharacterized. The record is from RefSeq and is a predicted model, not a curated record. The transcript has a single exon. Bases 1 to 1326 code for a protein of 441 amino acids. Lineage: Eukaryota; Fungi; Ascomycota; Eurotiomycetes; Chaetothyriales; Herpotrichiellaceae.
AUGCCUCCAGCACGCGUCCCAUCCCAGCAAUUGAACUCUCUCUCGGGUUCUCCCACAACUGGUACAGCCAACACCAACAAUACCACCAACAAUACCGCCUCGGUGCGAAGGAGCCUCUUCUCGGCACAUCUCUCGCGUCGUCCCGCUUCCGGUUCCCAGUCCAGUUCUCAAGGUUCCUCAACCCAACCACAUUUACAACCCAACCAACAUCCCACAGCACCAGACCAGGAACCUUCACAACACCGUUUGCCUCGACCGACACAUGCCACGAAUGCUCCUGCUCCUGGUCAUGCACCACCGCCGACAGUAAGCCAGAUCCAAGCCGCGUCACGCCGCUAUCAACACCAACGUUCCGUUUCGACCCCGUCACUGUCUCCCUCUCCUCCACGUCUGUCCCCAUUCCACAACCUCCCACCUGCAGCGGCAUUCGGGCAUAAUGUCGUGGACAUCACAACAGGAGGACCGCCGUUCGCACCCACCCCACCGCGCCACAUGACUGCCGCAGCAGACACCUACGACUACGACCCGACCAUCUCCCCCAACCGCCCUCUGUCACCACGUUCCCGCGAGACUUUAUUCCCAAACUCGUCCAUCAUUGCCGUUAAUCCCGUCACCGGACGCCCGAUCCUACCUCAUCUCCCUGUGCUGCCAGGUCGACUGCGAUUGUCAGACGAGGACGGCGGAGCAGACCAUGAAGACGAAGGAGACGAAGAUCCGGAGGGCACACCAGACGCCGGCAUACACCACCGCCGCCACCACCGUCAUCAGCCUUCCGACCCAGACAUGAUCCACACACAGUCCAGCACAGCGGCAAUGAUGCAUGCCGCCGCCGAAGACGAAGCAUCACUCGAGGCCGACGAGGAACGGCGGGAUCGCGAACGCAUCGAACGGAUGCUGCGUGAAAUGAUGGCAAGGCAACGGGCUCGGGCCAAAUUGGGCACCACCCACAAACCCUCGUCCACAAACAUGGUCGGCGAUGGGCCUCCCUCGGGCUCAUCAGCCGUGAACGUCUCCAGCGGCGGCGUGAGAAAACGCAGCACCCACCAGCACCACGGGCGAGGUCAGCGACACCGGCACAUGUCGCCCCUGGAGAAUGGAGGCGGGGAUGAACAUGAUGACGAGGACCACGAGCUCUACGCGGCGGAAGAUGCAGAUAGCGAGGAGUCGGAGGCGGAACGGGAGGAACUCAUGGGUCUGAUCACGGCGAGUCUCCGGCGGGAGGUCGCAAGAGCCGAAGAUGAGGGCUGGAUGUAUGGUGACAGCGGUAUGGGCGUUGGUGGCGGUUGGGAUGGGCGGGAGGAGGGUCUUGUCGGUGGGUAUGAGUGA